Molecule: messenger RNA, 1747 nt
Organism: Teleopsis dalmanni
Lineage: Eukaryota; Metazoa; Arthropoda; Insecta; Diptera; Diopsidae
Product: furin-like protease 2
Biological process (GO): protein processing
Cellular component (GO): Golgi membrane; trans-Golgi network
Molecular function (GO): serine-type endopeptidase activity
Source: RefSeq, a predicted model, not a curated record
CACAAGUCAACUUGAACGGAGUUAAUUUAAGUAUUGCACCGCAAACAUCUGAAACAAAUAAGAUUCAAAAUAAAUAAGAAAUACUGCAUAUUCGGAAUCACAUCUUUCUUUGAACAUAAGAACACAACGGUAUUUCAAAUUAUUCUCUGAUUUCUAAUACAUAGACUGAAAUUGCAAUUCUGGCUACAAAGGAAUGGAUUAGUUUACAUAAAACAAAACCAAAAUAUAUGCAUAUAUACAGACAACAUUUUCAUUAAACGUGUUUCGAGCAGAAGAGCCGCACGCAUGUGUCAAAAAAGUUUUCUGACAAAUCCCCCAACAAUAAAACCUAAGCCCAGCAAUCUUUCUUUGUACUAAAAAACAAAAAAAAAUCCAUAUACGAAUCACAACACAAAUAACUAUGAAUUUUCAUCACACCACCAAUGUCGAUGAUGGAUGUUACAAUUCAAAAUCAUCAAUAAAGGCAACGUUCCCAAACGCAACGUCGGCAACGCUGACAACGCCUGCAACAGUGCAUAGAAAUGCAACUGAAAAAUGCAACAAAUUACAUGCAGCAGCCACAACAUCAAUAAAAUUUAACGAAAAUAAAUAUUUGAAGUUGCAACAAAAGUGGCGGCAACGCCCGCGGGGGUACACAAAUAUCAAAAAUUAUUUCAAAACGAAUUAUUUAUGUACAUAUUUAUUUGUUGUUGUAGUGUUUCUAAGCGGUUGCCACAUAACGCCAAUACAUUGUGCGCAAAACUCUGCUGCGGCAAGCGCACAACACAAUGGCCUCAACGACAACAGCGAACAACAGACACUAAAGCAGCAAACUUCAUUUAGUCAAACUGUAAAUAGUACAAGUAAUAACAUUAAUAAUAAUAACAGCAGCAACAACAACGAAAAUGUUAUAAAAUCCACUGCAAACAUAAAUAAAGCAGUAACAGCAGCAGCACCAGCAUCAACAGCACCAGCAUCAGCAGAGGCUGAAGCAGUUGGUGCAGUUGAAAAUAUUUUUAAUGAUUACACUGAAGCCUUUGCUACGCUCAUUGCAGAAGGCCAUCUCAAUAAAACCACCAAUAAACAGAGUAGAAACAAAAACAAUGCAAGCAAAAACGCCAACGGUGGCAGCAGCAGUAGCAGCAGUAGCAGCAGCGCUGGCAGCAACAGCUCUAGCAAAAGUAGUAGUUAUGAAAGUCGUAGUAAUAAUUUAACAUAUAGUAAAUCAAGCGAUAGCAGCACUGAUAGUAAUAGUAAUUUUAAUCUGCACGAUGAGCUGUUGGACAGCUUUCGUGGCACGCACGGCAUGCCGCAGCAACCGAUGUAUACGAAUGAAUUUGCUGUGCAUAUACCAGCAGGCAACAGAAUGGCCGAUAUAAUUGCGGAAAAAUAUGGAUUCACAAAUGUGGGUCAGAUUGGCGCGCUUAAAGACUAUUAUUUAUUUCAUCAUCGUCAUGUCUCAAAAAGAUCCCUACGCACAAGUGAUGAGCACCACAGCGCCUUAAAUUCCGAACCAGAGGUGCGAUGGAUGCAACAACAACAUGAGAAAACACGUCAUAAACGUGAUGGUUCCUAUACAGCAUUACCCGGUUACAGUCCGUACGACGUUAUACGUCCAUCCGCAAAUUUCGGCAGCGGUCCUAAUUCACGACUGUCAUUUGCAACUGGACUACAUCGUCCAGCGCCCCGCGCACCACGUAUACAGUACCGUGAUGCAAGCUCACACAAUAUUUUCCCAGAUCCUUUGUUCAAGGAACAGUGGUACUUG